Molecule: messenger RNA, 2052 nt
Organism: Ipomoea nil (Japanese morning glory)
Lineage: Eukaryota; Viridiplantae; Streptophyta; Magnoliopsida; Solanales; Convolvulaceae
Product: receptor-like protein 12
Exons: 3
Coding region: 94-1794 (566 amino acids)
Molecular function (GO): protein binding
Source: RefSeq, a predicted model, not a curated record
UUACUAUUAAUUAAACCAUGAUGAGAAUCUCCAUCUUCACUCUUCUUUUUCACAUCCUUUGUUUGCGUGCCGCAGUAAAAACCACACCCUUACAUGCAAACAAAGAAGAAGCUGAAGCUCUCUUACAAUGGAAAAACAAUGGCCUAUCAUCAUCAUCAUCAUCUUCAACUUCUUUACUGGAUUCUUCUUGGUCUGUCAACAACCUCACAAAUUUGUGCAAUUGGGAGGGAAUCACCUGUAACCGAGGUGGAUCUGUUUCAGAGCUCAACCUACCUCAUGGGAACAUCAGAGGAACCUGAGACCUUAUCAAUCUUUUGCAAUGUCACAUCUCUUUCAGUCCUUUUUAUAGCAUAUAACAAAUUGAAUGGACAUAUUCCACAAUGCUUGGGAAACAACACGAAUCUAGAUUCUUUUGUUCUUCGUGGCAAUCAGUUUCACGGGGGUAUUCCAAAAUCACUCUGCAAUGCAUGCCACCUUCAUUUUCUUGACCUGUCAAGCAAUUACUUGAGUGGUGUCAUUCCAACGUGCCUGGGAAAUUUUAGCAAUCAACUCUCAAUCUUGCAUCUUGACAAUAAUAAUUUGCAUGGUGCUAUGCAUAGAGAGUUUUGCAGUUCAACCCCUUUCAAAUUUCUUGACCUAUCUCAUAAUAGUUUGAGUGGUGUUAUUCCUCCGUGUUUGGGAAAUCUAAGCACAACAUUGUCACUACUUGAUUUAAGCAUGAACCAAUUUUAUGGAAACAUUCCAGAAGAAACUUUAAAGGGUGAUGUUCUGCAAGUUCUCAUCUUGCAUUUUAAUGAAUUCGAAGGACCAUUACCUCAUACUCUGCUCAACUGUACAUCUCUCCAAGUUCUUGAUGUUGGAAACAAUGGGCUAAAUGACUCAUUCCCACACUGGUUAGAUGCUCUUCCACAAUUGGCAGUGCUCAUCUUAAGUUCUAAUCAUUUUCAUGGGGUGAUAAGCAAUCCCACCACCAAGAUUCCAUUCCCUAUGCUGCGAGUUCUUGAUCUUUCCAACAAUCACUUCACUGGACAUUUGCCUGAAAAUUAUUUGCUGCAUUUUACUGGGAUUAUAAAUGAUAUUACUCCUGAUUUAGAUGUAACAUACUCUAGUGACCAUUUUGUUUACGUUCAUGGAAGCUCUGUAAUGCUAGUGGUGAAAGGGUCUGUGUAUACCGUGGAAGAAAUUCUAAACCUGUACACACUCAUAGACUUAUCAAGUAACAUGUUUGAUGGAGAUAUUCCUAUUUCCAUUGGAAUCCUUGGUGUUCUUCGGCAUCUCAAUCUGUCUCAUAAUAGGCUAACUGGCCAUAUACCAUCAUCAUUGGGAAAUCUAACAUUGCUUGAAGCGCUAGACAUGUCUUGCAACCAGCUCACAGGGGAGAUUCCAUGGCAACUGUCAAAGCUUGGAUUUCUGGAAGUACUGAACGUCUCCUAUAAUCAUUUAUUGGGAGCAAUACCCCGCAGCAGGCAACUUGAUACAAUUGCCAAUGACUCCUACCUGGGAAACACAGCACUGUGUGGCUUUCCAUUGACUCUGGAAUGUGAAGCCAGCAGAAAACCACAUGUACCGUCACAAGAAGAAGAAGAAGAAGAGGAUUCAGGUUUUUUUAAUGGAUUUUCUUGGCAGAGCGUGACGAUAGGAUACUGCUGUUCAUUUCCAUUUGGAGUUUGUGUGGGAUAUUUUGCUUUGCGGUGUGGAAAACUCAACUGGUUGCUAAGGAAACUCACAUGGAAGAGAGGAAAGGGUUCCAAAAAUACUGUUCCAAGAAGACAUGCCAGAAGAAGAACACAUUAGAUUUGCAAAGGCUUUUUUGGUUGCAGAUUAAAGCAGCAGCGUGCGCACUGCACUUCUGAAUUAUAUUGCUUCUACUUAUGGAGUACUACUUCUGUAUAAUAUGGCUUUUCCCUAUUGUUGGUUGUGUUGUUUUCUAGUACUUUAAGAGUUGUUUUAAACGUCAAAUAAUUAGACAGAAAGCAAUAAUGUAGAAUCAAUGUGAACGACGUGCAUCAUUAUUACAAAUAUCUUAGAUAUGUGCUUUAAUUUAUAAUGAAU